GCUGCUUUCAAUGUGUGUAAUUCACUCAGCUCAGUGACACUUGAGCAGUUAACACCAGCUAGAGACUUUGCCUUCACAGGUUCUCCUUUCUUGCUCUCAUUUCACCAAACACUUAGACAUGGUCCUGUUGUAUUUUUUCUUUUCUUGAAGAUGCCUACACAAACUAUUUUGUAUGAAUCCGGGACUGCAAGGCUUGAGAGGCAGCAAAGCUGAUGCUAUGGUAGCAUGCUCAGAGCAUACAUGCUCUGCACACUGCCAGCCCAGCAGACCCCUGUGGGACUGUGACUCAAUAGGCAAGUUGUACGUGCUGAGCUGAUGAGCUCCUUGCUGCCACAAACCUAUCCUUACCCUCAGCUAGCUAAUUUAACCUCAGCUUGGGUUUGCCUGUGUGAGCUGCAGCCACACCUGAGUAUUACAGCAUGGACACACCUUUAAUUUUGGCUUGCCUUUCAUCUCUGGUGCUUGGGAGUUGCAGGACAUAAACUUGAAUAGUUGUCCCAGUGGGGACCCAGAAGGUUUCCAGGAAGUAAGGCAGAGGGUCAGAAUGGUGCUAUUCCUUGUGAAAUGCUUUGAUGGACACUUGGCUGGUCUUUGAAAGGUGGCAUGAAAACUUUUCAGUUUGCUUGGCUCCAAUCCUGGUUGUUUCUGGGCUCUUAAGAGAAGGGUGUGAAGGAAGCUGAGAACAGACUCUGCUCACCUGGGUAAUCCCAGCCCAGUUUUGAGUCACAGAGAGCCUCUGACCCUCAGGCCUAAGUGCUUUGUGUGACCAUGCACUACUAUGGGGAGCGGUACAAACAUCUGUACCUGCCAGGAUCGGGCUAUUUCACUGAAAGCAUCCAGCAGUGCACACCCCAGAAAGACGUAUGCAGCACCACGUGCCACCCAGUCAGUGUGAUCAAGAGCCCCAUGCCAAGAUGGCAAAGCUACACUCAGCCUUUCACUUACGUGUGCCCACAGCCAAGUGUGACCCAAACACCACUGCUGUCUUGUCCACCCUAUGUACAGCAAUGUGUCCUGCUGUACCCCGAGCCUUGUGAGACCACUCGCCUUCUGCCCUGCAGGAAGCCCAGCGUGCGGCUGAGCACAGCACCGUGUUUCCAGCCCUGUGAGAGCAUCCACCCUGAGAAAAAGCGCGUGGCCAAGAGCCUUCCACCGUGCGCACCCAGGUGCCCGGAGCCGCGCAAACUCAGGUUCCCACCAUGUGGGAUCAGGUACUCAUCCUCCUGCAAGAACGAAUGCCGGUCGCAGAAGAUAUCCAAGUGCUCCUCACAGCGAUAUGGCACGGAGCUCCGGUCCCUGCAGGGAAUGACCAGUGGGUACUCCCCACCGCUGCGUGGAGUCACUGAGUGCCCCCCGCAGCAGUGCGGAACAGAGUCCUUCAUGCACGAGUGCGUGAACGGGUUCCCCCAGCAGAAGUGCAUGAAGGGUUACCCAACACAGGAGUGCGUCACCACCUACUCCUCCCAGCAGCAAGUAACCAAGUCCGUGCCGCAGCCAAACGUGCCCAAAUGCUCCCCUGGAGAAGGAAUAAAGGAGUGCUCCUCACAGCAACAAACAGGGAAAUGCUUGCUGCUGCAGGAGGGAACCAAGCACAAGAGCUCAUCAACGCAACACCUAAGCAAGUCCAAGUGCCUCUACCCACGGACCACCCACCACUCAACGCACCAUCACUCAGGGGGUGUGAAACGUUCAGGCCACUCCAAGAAGAGCCGUUGUGGUCCAAAAUGUCUGUGGUAAAGGAGAUGAAGUAGGUUUAAAAAACAGCGAGCUAUGUAGCUGAGGUCUAAUGUAUUUUAUUUUACUUCCCCUGCUCCUAUUCUUAAACCCCAGAGAAGCUUUAGCCUUAUUGUACCCCCCGUUGUAACUAUGUUAAAAUCAUAGAGCACACUGCCUUUUGAUUUGGGCACACUUGGGUUAUUCCUGCAACAGAAAAGAUGCUAGUGAGAAAUUAAGUAACUGUGGGCAAUUGCUCAGCCUUUGAACUUCGAAUCGAUACAACUCUGUUACAGUGUCCACACCCCAGGAGGUUUUCACUGUUACUGGA
Molecule: messenger RNA, 2044 nt
Organism: Neopsephotus bourkii (Bourke's parrot)
Lineage: Eukaryota; Metazoa; Chordata; Aves; Psittaciformes; Psittacidae
Exons: 2
Coding region: 769-1737 (322 amino acids)
Source: RefSeq, a predicted model, not a curated record